AUGUCACGUUUGGCAGUUUCUAGGAUAGCACAAGUCGGUCGAGGUAUGGGACAACCUACUUCGUUUGGUAAAAGGAUGGACAGGCUGAGCUCCAGAAUUUUUUCAGAAGUUGUCUUACCCACAGACACUAAAAGCCAAAAGGUUGUUCGCGUAAUGGCAAUGGAACCAUAUGAACAGAGAGAACAAUUGUCACCAGAGUACUAUCCCAACUUACCAAUGUUCCAUUAUUUGACAAAAAUGUUACGAUACCAUGGUUUAUUCUUUGAUGAUCACAUUGUCUUCCGCCAAGUACAAGAUGAAUUGAAAAUGAUGAGAGGUAAAGUAGUUAGGCCGGCAAUCGGCCAAGGAAAACGAGCACAGUUACGAGGAGGAAAGAAAUGA
This is a messenger RNA of Auanema sp. JU1783, 381 nucleotides long. The record is from the annotation of a GenBank genome assembly. NCBI's taxonomy places the organism in Eukaryota, Metazoa, Nematoda, Chromadorea, Rhabditida, Rhabditidae.